This is a messenger RNA of Pipistrellus nathusii (Nathusius's pipistrelle), 1041 nucleotides long. The record is from the annotation of a GenBank genome assembly. NCBI's taxonomy places the organism in Eukaryota, Metazoa, Chordata, Mammalia, Chiroptera, Vespertilionidae.
AUGGACAUGCUGGACCCGGGUCUGGAUCCCGCUGCCUCGGCUACUGCUGCUGCCGCCGCCAGCCACGACAAAGGACCCGAGGCCGAGGAGGGCGUCGAGCUGCAGGAGGGCGGGGACGGCCCCGGGGCGGAGGAGCAGACGGCCGUGGCUAUCGCCAGCGUCCAGCAGGCGGCGUUCAGCGACCACAACAUCCAGUACCAGUUCCGCACAGAGAAUAAUGGAGGACAGGUGACAUACCGCGUAGUCCAGGUGACUGAUGGUCAGCUGGAUGGCCAGGGCGACACAGCGGGCGCCGUCAGCGUCGUGUCUACGGCUGCCUUUGCUGGGGGGCAGCAGGCUGUGACCCAGGUGGGUGUGGAUGGGGCGGCCCAGCGCCCCGGCCCUGCUGCUGCCUCUGUGCCCCCAGGUCCUGCAGCACCCUUCCCACUGGCUGUAAUCCAAAAUCCCUUCAGCAAUGGCGGCAGCCCAGCAGCUGAGGCUGUCAGUGGGGAGGCACGAUUUGCCUAUUUCCCAGCGUCCAGUGUGGGAGAUACCACGGCUGUGUCGGUACAGACCACAGACCAGAGCUUGCAGGCCGGAGGCCAGUUCUAUGUCAUGAUGACGCCCCAGGACGUGCUUCAGACAGGAACGCAAAGGACGAUUGCACCUCGGACCCAUCCCUACUCCCCGAAAAUUGAUGGAACCAGAACACCCCGGGAUGAGAGACGGAGAGCUCAGCACAAUGAAGUGGAGCGGAGGCGGAGGGACAAGAUCAACAACUGGAUUGUCCAACUUUCAAAAAUCAUUCCAGAUUGUAACACAGACAACAGCAAGACAGGAGCGAGUAAAGGAGGGAUCCUGUCAAAGGCCUGCGACUACAUCCGGGAGCUGCGCCAGACCAACCAGCGCAUGCAGGAGACCUUCAAGGAGGCCGAACGGCUGCAGAUGGACAAUGAGCUCCUGAGGCAACAGAUUGAGGAGCUGAAGAACGAGAAUGCCGUGCUUCGUGCCCAGCUGCAGCAGCACAACCUGGAGAUGGUGGGCGAGAGCAACCGGCAGUGA